ACGCGUUUUCAAAAUUUCAACGCUACUGGUUCAGCAAAAUUUGCAGACACGCGAAAGAGAUUCUUCCACCCCUCCCCUCCAUUUUCCUCCAAAAUCCGAAACUUAGCUUAUUCGCAAUUGAGCUAUUGUUUGAUCAAUAUUUAGUUGGAUUUCAGGCUUCUUUCCUUGUUCAAAUUUUUAUUCCGAUGGACGGAAAAUGCAGAUUCAAUCAGUUAAGGAUUCGCAUGGCGUUGACUUUAGCGAUGCUAUUGUUGUAUCAACAUUCGGAUUUCUGUUGGUGUCUCAACGCAGAAGGGUGGGCACUUUUGCGAUUUCGGGAAGAUGUGGUGAGCGAUCCUUUUGGAGCGCUGUCGAAUUGGAACGACGAUGACGGACUCGACGACCCGUGUUUGUGGUUCGGCGUCGAGUGCUCGGAGGGAAAUGUUGUGGCCCUGAAUUUAAGAGAUCUUUGCCUCAGAGGAACGUUGUCACCUGAAAUCAGGAACCUUAUUCACAUAAAGUCUAUUGUUUUGCGCAACAAUUCAUUCUUUGGCAUCGUUCCUAAAGAGAUUGGAGAAUUGAAGGAGCUGGAGUUGUUGGACUUGGGAUAUAACAACUUCAGCGGGCCACUUCCAACCAACCUUGGCAAUAACCUUUCCCUGUCUAUCCUACUCCUUGAUAAUAACAAGUUCCUAGGUGCCACUCCUGAACUUCAUGAGCUUAAUAUGCUUUCUGAACUUCAAAUAGAUGAGAACCUGCUAAGCAAUGCUGCACAAGGAAUAUCCUGCAACAGAAGAACUAUUCCAUGGAAUUCUGUCCAAGCUAGACAUUAUGCUCAAAGGAGGCUGCUGACAGGUUCAGGGCUAAACGCGAAAGGUGCAAAAACACCACCUGUUGAUAAUAAGGGAUCACUUUCUCCAUCACCUUCUCCACUACCUUCUCCAUCACCUUCUCCACCACCUUCUCCAUCACUUUUGCCAUCGCCCUCUCCUAAAGUCAUAGCUCCAUCUCCAUCUGCACCACCACCAGUCAAUAAUGUGCAACUGCAGUCUUCAUCAGGAAAUCCUAAAUUUCUUAUUUGGUUUGGAGCUUCAGUUGCUGCCUUUUUCCUUUGUCUUUCAGUCAUUGGAAUUCUAUAUUGUCGAAGAAAUAAGGUGGUUACAGUCAAACCUUGGUCGACAGGGUUAAGCGGGCAGCUUCAGAAAGCAUUUAUAACAGGUGUGCCAAAGCUUAAGAGGUCAGAGCUUGAAACAGCUUGUGAAGAUUUUAGUAAUAUAAUAGAUUCUUCAUCAGAAGGCACAAUGUACAAAGGAACGCUGUCCAGUGGAGUUGAAAUAGCAGUGAUUAGUAUUUCCUUGACAUCUGCCAAGGAUUGGUCAAAGAAUUUUGAAUGUCAGUUCAGGAAGAAGAUAGACACAAUGUCAAAAGUGAACCAUAAGAAUUUUGUGAACCUUCUUGGGUAUUGUGAGGAAGAGGAACCUUUUACAAGAAUGAUGGUUUUUGAGUAUGCACCAAAUGGAACACUUUUUGAGCAUCUACACAUAAAAGAAUCAGAACAUUUGGACUGGGGGACAAGGCUGAGGAUCGCAAUGGGAAUGGCAUACUGCCUUGAAUACAUGCACCAACUCACCCCGCCUUUGAUCCUUAAGAAUCUGAACUCAUCUGUUGUUUAUCUGACUGAAGAUUAUGCAGCCAAAAUCUCAGAUUUUGGUCUAUGGAAUGAUAUAGCUGCUUCUAAUAUGGGAUCGACCACCAUGGAUAUCCCUGAAACUUUAUCUUCCAAUCUAGAGAAUAAUAUUUACACAUUUGGUUUGACUUUGUUGGAGAUGAUAACAGGUAGACUCCCAUACUCGGUGGACAACAUUUCACUUAUAGACUGGGCAUCAGUUUACUUCAGAGGGGAGCAGCCCCUUAAAGGAAUGGUGGAUCCGACUCUGAAAUCCUUCCAAGAGGAGGAGCUCAAGAAAUUAUUGGACGUGAUAAGAUGUUGUGUCCAUCUUGACCCCAAGCAGAGACCGACAAUGAGAGAGGUUACAGCUCAAUUAAGAGAAAUUACAGCAAUGGGACCUGAUAGGGCAACGCCUAAACUAUCUCCUCUUUGGUGGGCGGAGCUUGAGAUUCAAUCUACUGAAGCAAGCUAAUAGGUCGUAAAUGAAUUGAGAAUGUAGUGAAACCCUGCAUUAACCUUUUGUUUUUUCUUUGGCACACAUAAUCAGUUGUGUAUAGAUCGGUACUUGUAUCCAGUGUCAGAUGAUAGAAUGGUCUUUUGUAUAUAACAGGAGAAUGCCUGUGUUUUUUCUUAAAAAAAAAUGUUUUUGUUUAUGAAGUUGGAAUGAAAAUUCACAAUGAUAGUAA
This is a messenger RNA of Nelumbo nucifera (sacred lotus), 2334 nucleotides long. RefSeq names its product inactive receptor-like serine/threonine-protein kinase At2g40270. The record is from RefSeq and is a predicted model, not a curated record. NCBI's taxonomy places the organism in Eukaryota, Viridiplantae, Streptophyta, Magnoliopsida, Proteales, Nelumbonaceae. Gene Ontology annotation, molecular function: protein kinase activity; ATP binding. Gene Ontology annotation, biological process: protein phosphorylation.